Messenger RNA from Colletotrichum phormii, 1874 nucleotides. Its product is annotated as WD domain-containing protein. The transcript is spliced from 3 exons. Gene Ontology annotation, biological process: positive regulation of anaphase-promoting complex-dependent catabolic process; positive regulation of ubiquitin protein ligase activity; anaphase-promoting complex-dependent catabolic process. The record is from RefSeq and is a predicted model, not a curated record. Bases 1 to 1728 code for a protein of 575 amino acids. Gene Ontology annotation, cellular component: anaphase-promoting complex. Lineage: Eukaryota; Fungi; Ascomycota; Sordariomycetes; Glomerellales; Glomerellaceae. Gene Ontology annotation, molecular function: ubiquitin ligase activator activity; anaphase-promoting complex binding; protein binding.
AUGCAUCGCUACAUCCCUCGACGAGACGGAACUCCCCUCUCUGAAAAGAUCCGCAUGAAGCAAAACCCCCUACCGCCGCCAACACCGCCUACCUGCCGCCCCGUCGUCCCCGUCUCCGUCGUUGGACCGUCGGUCUUGUCCCCAGCUUCUUCCAAGCGCCCUUCUCCGGCCUCGUCUACUCCCUGUCGACGAAUCAGAACAAAGUUCUUUGGACCGCGGCCGAAGGAAGAGGAGGAACACCAACAACACGAAGAGAGACUGGCCGAAGCCUUGGAGGUCGACAAAGCAGCCAAGAUUCUCGAUUUCAGGGUUCUCGUUUGUGCUUUGUUCAGCUUACGCUCGUUGCUAGACUCUGUCAAAUUACAACGCAGCCUGCCAGCGGCACCGUAUAAAGUCCUCCAAGCGCCGGGACUCGAGGAUGACUACUACCGCUCGCCCUUGGCAUACUCUCCAACCUGCCAAUGCUUAGCUGUGGCUCUGGGAAAUACUGUCUACCGAUGGUCGGAAUGGCAUGAUCCCCAGCCUGUCUACCGCACUCCUCACCAGCGACAUACGAGUCUGACAUCUCUGUCAUUUUCCUCAGCCGAGGGAAAUAAGGCCAUUCUGGCCUUUGCACGCAAGGACGGUUACUUUGUGACGAAAAGGCCAUCACAAAACCCCUUCAUCUCGAGUGCUACAGUGUCGACAGAGGACCUUCUGGUGGGCGAUGGUCGAGGAAACAUCCUGCACUACAUCGUCGAGUGGCCCAGCUUGUGGGAAGUAUCUCGUGACACGUGGUUUGGCAAAGUGACGCCCGUUGCCAAGAUCGCAGCGCACACCUCGCAGAUAUGUGCGCUGGUCUGGUCUCCCGACGGCCAAGACUUUGUUUCCGGGAGCAACGACAACACGGCCUGCUACUUUGAGAUACAACGGAUGGAGAGACAACGCAGGCACCACAACUCAUCUACGACUUUGAUCCGCACAGGCCACCGGUCAAAAAAUGAUUGGAGCCUUUCAGGAAGUGAUUGCCCUCGGCCAAAGCAGUAUGAAGCGAGCCACAAUGGAUUGAUCUCAGGCGCGGAAACGUUGCUUGACGUCGCUCCGAUAAGCGCAACCAUCGAGGCCGGUGUAAUUGGAGGCAUCCCUCGAACGAUACAAGCGCCUACAGAAGACCUGCGGGUGUUCAAGCGAGGCAUGGAAACGCACUGUUGGCGGCACGAAGCUGCAAUCAAGGCAAUCGCAUUCUGCCCCUGGCAGAACGGGCUCGUUGCCACUGGCGGCGGCUUGGGCGACAAGUGCAUCCACUUCUUUCACACGACGUCUAGCACACCACUGGCCACCAUCGAUGUCGGUGCGCAGGUCACCUCGUUGAUUUGGUCUACGACACGGCGGGAAAUAGCAGCAACGUUUGGCUACAGUCAUGGCUACGCGCAAACCGAGCACCCAUAUCGCCUCAUUAUCUUCAGCUGGCCGUCUUGUCGGCAAGUUGGGGCUAUUGCUUGGGUGGGUGGCCCGCGGGCGUUGUACGCCAUUCCGUACCCAGGAGGACCGUCAAAUGCGCGCAAAGGAAGCCGUACAGCAAAGGAAGGGACUAUUGUUGUGGCAUCAAGUGAUGAGACUCUCAAGUUUCAUGAAGUCUGGCAGGACAAGCCAAAAUCGACUACCGGGGGCGCGGUUGGCAUAUUGGGCGGUAGUGACAUUCUCGAGGCUCUAGACGGGAUCGAUAAGGAUGGAGACGUCAUUCGAUAAAUCGUGAGAGGAGAUAGCUGCUUGCUCCUAGGGAUUAUCAAGUUUACAAGGACUGUCAACUCGUGUUACACGAAGUAUUCGUCGUCGUUGACACAGCAAAGCCGCAUUUACAUAUACUCUUAUAAAUCGAACUUGAGACCUUUCAU